Staurois parvus is the source of this 468-nucleotide messenger RNA. The record is from the annotation of a GenBank genome assembly. Lineage: Eukaryota; Metazoa; Chordata; Amphibia; Anura; Ranidae.
GCGGGCACCGAGUCGUCUGGCAAGACUGCGGGCACCGAGUCGUCUGGCGGAACAGCGGGCAUCGAGUCAACUGGCGGAACAGCGGGCUUCGAGUCGUCUGGCAAGACUGCGGGCACCGAGUCGUCUGGCAAGACUGCGGGCACCGAGUCGCCUGGCAAGACUGCGGGCACCGAGUCAUCUGGCAAGACUGCGGGCACCGAAUCACCAGGCACGACAGUGGGCUCUGACUCAAUUAGCACGACAGCGGGCACCGGGUCAUCAGGUACCGGAUUGUCUGGCUCGACAGCGGGCAUCGGGUCACCAGGCAUCAGGUCAUUUGGCUCGCCAGCGGGCACUGCGUCAUCUGGCAAGGCAGUGGGCACCGAGUCACCAGGUACGACAGCGGGCUCUGAGUCAAUUGGCACGACAGCGGGCACCGGAUCAGGUACCGGAUCAUCUGGAUCAACAGCGGGCAUCGAGUCAACUGGC